CAAACGUCGGGCUUUUACUGUGAAGUUAAAGUCCCGGAAGUGUUUGCGUUGGCGGUUGCACUCGGCUCACGGUGCUACGCUCUUUACGGCCCCGAAGCUAAGCUAGCCGAGAAGAUGCCGUCGAUGGAAUACGACGACUCCAAGCCCAGCUGGGCAGACCAAGUCGAGGAGGAGGUGGAUGAAGGCACACUACCACCGCCCAAAGAAACCAUCAAAGGAAAUAUAAAAACUAUCAUUGAAUACAAAAUAGAUGAUGACGGAAAGAAGUUCAAGAUUAUCCGAAUCUUCAAGAUCGAGACCAGAAAAGCCUCCAAAGCCGUUGCCAGGAGAAAGAACUGGAAGAAAUUUGGCAACUCUGAGUUUGACGCUCCCGGUCCUAAUGUGGCCACCACCACAGUCAGUGAUGAUGUCUUCAUGACUUUCAUCUCCAGCAAGGAGGACUUGAACGCUCAAGAUCAGGAUGAAGAUCCCAUGAACAAACUGAAAGGCCAGAAGAUUGUGUCUUGCCGUAUUUGUAAAGGCGACCAUUGGACCACGCGCUGUCCGUACAAGGACACCCUGGGCCCGAUGCAGAAGGAGCUGGCCGAACAGCUCGGCCUCACCACCGCAGACAAGGACAAGCCCGCUGGCUCCGCGGAGCCAGAGCCGGCGCAGCCCGCGCAGAGCAAGACCGGAAAGUACGUGCCCCCGAGCCUGAGGGACGGAAGCACGCGGAGAGGGGAGUCCAUGCAGCCCAACCGGAGGGGUGGAUCUGACGACAACGCCACGAUCCGUGUGACCAAUCUGUCGGAGGACACCCGCGAGACCGACUUGCAGGAGCUCUUCAGGCCAUUUGGCUCCAUCUCGAGGAUUUAUCUGGCCAAGGACAAGAACACCGGACAGUCCAAGGGUUUUGCUUUCAUCAGCUUCCACCGCCGGGAGGAUGCAGCCAGAGCCAUCACUGGAGUGUCAGGAUUCGGAUACGAUCAUCUUAUUCUCAACGUUGAAUGGGCCAAACCGUCAAACAACUGAGGAAUCAUUCAGGAUACAUUCGAGCAAGGCGCCAGAUUUUAUUGUCGUGGUAAAACGUGGCUGUUACCGAAAUAAAAAAAAUCACAUUGUCA
Gasterosteus aculeatus aculeatus (three-spined stickleback) is the source of this 1103-nucleotide messenger RNA. RefSeq names its product eukaryotic translation initiation factor 3, subunit G (gene eif3g). Gene Ontology annotation, molecular function: RNA binding; translation initiation factor activity. Gene Ontology annotation, cellular component: cytoplasm; eukaryotic translation initiation factor 3 complex. The record is from RefSeq and is a predicted model, not a curated record. Lineage: Eukaryota; Metazoa; Chordata; Actinopteri; Perciformes; Gasterosteidae.